AUUCAUUUCUUACUUUCUCAUCGAAAACCAUCGGUUUCAAUUCAGUUUUUCCAACUGUUUCUUUCCUUAUUAUCGCUUUAUAUAUUACUUGUUAUUUCAAUUCGGUUUCCGGCUUCAACACCAAUAGCCAUCAUAAAUACAUCUCCUUCGUUGUCAAAAAAAAAAAAAUACAUCUCCUUCCUUACAUGGCAAUCAACGAUCUAUGGAACGAAAGGUUUCAUCGUGCUGUUUUGGCCGCGACUGCAAACGCCGGAGGGCCAAUUUACGACACUGAUGGUGAUGUCAUAAUUGGAGGAAGUUACUAUGUUCUCCCUCGCAUCUGGGGUGCUGCAGGUGGCGGCCUGAAUCUCGCCCCCCGUGGUGACAACCAAUGUCCCCUCUUUAUCGGACAGGAGCCUUCAGAGGUCAACAAGGGCAUUCCCGUAAGAUUCUCAAACUGGAGGUCUAGAGUUAGGUUCGUUCCUGAAUCAAUGAAUCUUAACAUAAAGAUGGAUGUCAAAGCUACGGUCUGCGUUCAGUCAACUUACUGGUGGGUCACUGCAGCCGAAUCUCACUUUAGGACGAUGUUCGUAACGGCUGGUCGUAAGCCAGAACAUGGAGAAGAUUCAGCAAACAGCUUUUUCCAGAUUAAGAAAAUUGGAGAUAAUCUUAGCGGUUACAAGAUUGCAUUUUGCCCUGAGGAUAAAGAUUGCAUCAAUGUCGGGAUAAAAGUGGACCGGUCUGGCGUUAGGCGUUUGGUUUUGAGCUCUACUCCAUUCGAAGUUGUGUUUGAGAAAGCGACAUACACUUCGUCCAAGACUAUGUCUAAUGUCUGAAAGAGAUUGAAGACUAUACUGAAUUGAGAGAGUUAUAACUUACGACUAAUAAUAUAACUCUAUAUCUGCGUUUGUUGUUUCCUUUGUUCAUCAAUCAUCAUUUAUGAAUUAAACCAUCUUUCCUUUGUUUUCUU
Molecule: messenger RNA, 949 nt
Organism: Raphanus sativus (radish)
Lineage: Eukaryota; Viridiplantae; Streptophyta; Magnoliopsida; Brassicales; Brassicaceae
Product: kunitz trypsin inhibitor 4-like
Exons: 2
Coding region: 186-815 (209 amino acids)
Molecular function (GO): endopeptidase inhibitor activity
Source: RefSeq, a predicted model, not a curated record